This is a messenger RNA of Linderina pennispora, 1197 nucleotides long. RefSeq lists its product as uncharacterized. Lineage: Eukaryota; Fungi; Kickxellomycota; Kickxellomycetes; Kickxellales; Kickxellaceae. The record is from RefSeq and is a predicted model, not a curated record. Bases 1 to 1197 code for a protein of 398 amino acids. The transcript is spliced from 4 exons.
AUGUCGCGUGCUUUGCCUGCAAGCGCGACUUCCCCAUGGACGUCAGCGAGGUCCCGUUCUGGAAGCCAAACGCCGGCGGAUCCGCCAAGGCAGCGUCGCCAAGAGACAGCGCUAGCAAGGACCGUAAACCCUCUCGAGACCGAGUACUAUGACUGGCUCGAGGUGUCGCCGACAGCCACACAGUCCGAAAUCAAAAAGAAGUACUACACAAGAACCCGUCAGGCCGAGGCUGAGGACAAGUUCAAGCAGAUCUCAGAAGCGUACCAGGUCCUGUCAGACCCGAAGCUGCGCAAGCAGUACAACGAGCUGGGCGCCGAGAAGAACCGCGAGGAGAACAGCAUGAUCGACCCGACGUUCUUCUUCAACCAGCUGUUUGGUGGCGAGCGGUUCGUCAACAUGAUCGGCGAGCUGAACAUCAUCGCCGAGCUCAGCUCGGUGGUCGAGGACGCCGAGAACGAGGACGAGGGCAGCGCAUCUGACGGCAAGGCCAUCGAGCACGGCUCGCCGGGCACCGAGCAAGACAAGGCGGCGCGCAAGGCCGAGAAGAAGCGCAAGAAGGAGGAGCAGCUCAAGAAGCAGCAGGAGGCGGAUGCGCGCAACAAGGUGCGGGUGGCGAAGCUGGCUGAGAACCUGAAGAACAAGCUGGACAUCUACGUGGAGAACACGCAUGCGGACCCGAAGCGGGCGCUGGCUGCGUGGGAGGCGCAGAUCACGGCCGAGGCUGAGGACCUGAAGACAGAAUCGCUGGGCGUGGAGCUGCUCCACACGAUCGGCCACAUCUACCGCUUCAAGGCCAACAAGUUCCACGAGAAGCAGGAGUUCCUGGGUGGCUUCCGCGGCGUGUACCAGUCGUUCAAGGAGACCGGCCAGAUCAUCGGCAGCGCCUACACGACCAUCAAGGCCGCCAUGGAUCUGCAGCGCACCGCAGUCCUGUCGCCCGAGGAGAAGCAGCGCCUGGAGGAGCAGGCCGCCAAGAAGGCGCUCGAGGCGCUGUGGAAGAGCGGCAAGCUGGAGAUUGAGAACAUUCUGCGCGAGGUGUGCGACGCGGUGCUGCACGACGCCAGCGCCGACAAGAAGGUGCUGAAGCGGCGAGCGGCUGCGCUCAAGGCCAUGGGCGACAUCUACUCGGGCGUUGUGGCCGACCCGGACCAGGUGCCGAACCCGUUCAUGCCGUUUGAGACCGGUACCAGCCAGUAG